GAACAAACCACGUGUAAACAAUAUCGCUGCCUCGUCUUCUUCAACCUUUCCAGGCAAACGUUAUUCUUGAAAAUGCCAAAAACAAUUCUGGAUAUCGUCAGAGAAUGCGACAAUUUCCCAUCGCAUAACGAACCCACCCUCCAGUCUGAAACUCUGGCGGGGUGCUAUACCUUCAGGGUAAAUGGCUGCAGCGCUAUUCUAGGCUACAUUCGACCAGAAAUCGUCGACAAAAUGCAGUGGUCCGACUCUUGGGUACUCGACCACCAGGAACGCACAGUAACUCUUGCAACACCAGCAAAUGUAACAGCGGAGACGCGCUCUCGCGUCGUUGAAGAAACUCUACAAUCGACGAGAAAAAUGGGUACCAUCUCGCUACUGAAAGCCUGGCGGGGUGAACUCUUCCCCGUUUAUGGACCCGACGGAGAAACUCUACUUCUGGUGGAGCGCUGCGCAAGUGCGAUCUUUGGGAUCGUGACGUAUGGUGUUCAGCUUGUUGCCUACGUCCGAAAUGAUCAAGGACUUCGCUUGUGGAUUAGCAAGAGAUCCGAGGAGAAACAGACAUACGCCGGUAUGUUGGAUACCACAGCAGCUGGUGGUCUCAAUGCUGGGAAGUUACCAAUUGAGGGUGUUAUAUGUGAGGCGCAAGAAGAGGCGUCUAUACCGGAGGACGUGCUUAGGGAGAGGAUUGAGCCCAUGAGCACUCUAAGUUAUUUUCAUAUCCGAGGCGAGAAAGCUGGGGGAGAAAUUGGGUUGUUUCAGCCGGAGGUUGAGUAUACAUAUGAACUGGAACUGGAUGAAGAUAUGGUAGCCCAGCCGAGGGACUCGGAAGUUGAGGGUUUCGAGCUUUAUACCAUUGGUGAAGUGCUGAAUGCACUGAAGGAGGGAUUGUUUAAACCGAAUAGCGGCAUUGUCAUUGUGGAGUUUCUGGUAAGGCAUGGGGUUUUGAGUGACCAGAGCGAGGACUAUGCAGAUAUUUUGUUCCAUUUACAUCGCAAGCUCAAGUUUCCGUUGCGCAUUCUGGCAUCUAUAUGAGAUUAUCUGCACCACCAUCGGAGAUCAGAAAAUUGCAAUAUAUUGAACCUUCCCAGACCGCGGACCGGAAGCCGCCUU
Aspergillus versicolor CBS 583.65 is the source of this 1110-nucleotide messenger RNA. RefSeq lists its product as uncharacterized. Gene Ontology annotation, molecular function: 8-oxo-dGDP phosphatase activity. The record is from RefSeq and is a predicted model, not a curated record. NCBI's taxonomy places the organism in Eukaryota, Fungi, Ascomycota, Eurotiomycetes, Eurotiales, Aspergillaceae. The coding region runs from base 73 to 1032 and encodes 319 amino acids. The transcript has 2 exons.